Molecule: messenger RNA, 1563 nt
Organism: Cuculus canorus (common cuckoo)
Lineage: Eukaryota; Metazoa; Chordata; Aves; Cuculiformes; Cuculidae
Gene: GPR119
Product: G protein-coupled receptor 119
Exons: 1
Coding region: 3-1031 (342 amino acids)
Biological process (GO): regulation of metabolic process; adenylate cyclase-activating G protein-coupled receptor signaling pathway
Cellular component (GO): membrane
Molecular function (GO): G protein-coupled receptor activity; phosphatidylcholine binding
Source: RefSeq, a predicted model, not a curated record
UCAUGUCGGGGACACAGCAUCAUUGGGCUGUCCUCCCCCAGGGGACAGACAUGGCCAGCUCAGCCCUGGGAGUCAUCCUGGCUGUGCUGGCCUCUCUCAUCAUCACCGCCAACGUACUGGUGGCCAUCGCUCUCCUUCGCCUCAUCCAGAAGAGUGGCUCCAAGGGGCUCUAUUUUGUCCUUAACCUUGCUGUUGCGGAUGCUAUGGUUGGGUUCACGGUCAUGGGUCUGGUCAUGGAUGAGUUUUCAGAGCCCUUUCAUCCUCCCCAGAUCUUCUGUGUCCUGAGAAUGGCUUUUGUGACCUCUUCUUCCGCUGCCUCUAUACUAUCCCUGAUCCUGGUUGCCUGUGACAGGCACCUGGCACUCAGGAAACCUUUCCACUAUUUCCAGCUGGUGACAGGCCUGCGGGUUGGCGUGCGGUUGGUGGGUCUGUGGCUGGUUGCUGCUGUCAUCGGCUUCCUCCCAGUCCUCACCCCUGCCUUUCAGAAGAUCUCCACCGAUGAGAAAUGCUCCUUCUUUGGAGUCUUCCAACCUGCCUACAUGCUUGCCGUCUUCUGCUUUGGCUUCUUCCCAGCGCUAUUCCUCUUCAUUUACCUCUACUGUGACAUGCUGAAAAUCGCCUCCGCACACGUGCAGCAGAUCCGGGAAGUAGAACACGCAGGGCUGGCAGGGGGCUGUCCGGCGUCCCGCACCACCAGUGACAUGAAGGCCAUGCGCACCGUUGCUGCGCUCAUCGGGUGCUUCACGCUGUCCUGGUUGCCGUUCUUCAUUGCCAGCAUCGUGCAAACUGUCUGUCUCGAGUGCUUCCCCUACAAAGUCAUCGAGAGCUACCUCUGGCUGCUGGGACUGUGCAACUCCCUCCUGAACCCCCUGCUCUACUCCUUCUGGCAGAAGGACGUGCGGCUGCAGCUCUCCCAGCUGGUUGCAGGUGUGAAGAGGAGAGUCCUCCUCCAUCUGGGGAAGGGACGUCAUUUCCCUGGCGGAGGCACCAAGCCUCUCCCCACCAUAUCCUGCCCGCAGCUCCAGGACUGACCCAGUAAGGAGUGGCUGUCACCAUCUUUCCAGCUCAUCUCCUGCACUGUGACCAUGAACUGGGGGCCUGCCAGCAGUGGAGGAGAUGACAGCUGGGGUGGGACCAACCUGGAUGCUAGUUCCCAGACAUCCGCGUGGCCAAAUUCCAGCCUGCCCACAGCCGCACGGAGCCACAGCACGGCCUGCUUUGCACCAGCCCCAGGCACCCCGAAUCGUGGGUGCAUGGCACAGUUUAGGUUUUGCCUGUGGAUCCUUAGCAAGGGCAGCCUUGUGUCUCGUGGCCCUCUGCACUUGUUCUGCAGGCUCAGAUUCUUCAUGUGUCACUGCCUGGCUUCUGUGCCUGGAUCUGGGACCCACCCGUCCUCUCCUCUGCCUGCAGCCUGCCUCUCUGAGCAAUGAGCUCCGGGUUGUGCUCGGCGGGUGCUUCACACUGUCCUGGUUGCCAUUCUUCAUCACGACCAUCAUGCAAACUGUCUUGAGUGCUUCUCCUGUGAAGUCACCAAGAGCUACCUCUGGCUGCUGGGGCUGUGCA